UGAAGUAAAUGCCAAUGCUCCGUUGCUUACAUUCUGCUAUUCUUACUUUGGCUCAACGCGCGUCGUUGGUAAAUUGGAUUGUUAUUGUGAUAUAAAUAAACUGCAUUACACCCGUGUAUAAGAAACAAACGCAAGUGCUUGAAUUAAAAAGUAAUCAGGCCACAAACUGGUUUAAAGAUAUAGGGAUGCGGAGAAAUAUGUGAAAGUGACAGUCGUAUAAAAUCGACUCUUUUUCUUUUUGUCUGCAUAACAAUGUUUCGCAUAGUUUCAAGUACCGCCACAUAAAUAUUGUGCUGUGGACGUUAAAAAUGCCAAUGCUUCCGUUUCGGAGGGACACCUGAGCACUAUGUUUGAAGCGGGAUAAACGCGAUUUGCGUUAUCACCAGUUAGAAUGCAAGACGAGUGCACAGCGGAGGAGGCGAAGUGCAACAGCGCGUUCGAGCGACGGAAGCCCACCAAGGUGCUGAAGAUCGCCGAGAGCUUCACGAACCUCGAUGAGACGGCCAAGGCUGGACGCUAUAUUCGGGGUCCGUACUCGAAAACGGGCCGUAGGUACCGGGACGUGCAAGAAAACGGUUGCAGGACGAAACGCGGUGUGUGUUGUGAAAAUGAGUGCGAGGAGUCGAGUGUUUGUGAGGAUAGUGAAAAAAUAGGUGACAAGAGAGUGACGGGGUCGUCGUGUACUGCGCUGCGCACCGCCGUCGCCGCCCUCUAUCCCUUUGACGACUUCAUUCUCGAGAAGAUUGGAGAAGGAUUCUUUUCUGAAGUUUUCAAAGUGACCCACAAGACUACAGGCAAGGUGAUGGUGCUGAAGAUGAACCAGCAGCGCGCCAACCGGCCCAACAUGUUACGCGAAGUCCAGCUCAUGAACAAACUGAAGCACCCCAACAUACUCGGGUUCAUGGGCGUGUGCGUUCACGAGGGCCAACUGCAUGCGCUAACGGAGUACAUGGCUGGCGGGUCGCUGGAGCAACUGCUACUGACGCGGCCCGCCGCCCCGCUGCCGCAACAGCUGCGGGUCUCUCUCGCCGCAGACAUGGCCAACGGUCUCGCCUACCUGCACUCGCUCGGCGUCUUCCACCGCGACCUCACCUCAAAGAAUGUAUUGCUGAAGAUGCAUGGUGACGGAGAGUACACAGCAGUCGUGGCUGAUUUUGGUCUUGCAGCUAAGAUCCCUCACCCUGUUAACGGGUACCGUCUGCCGAGCGUGGGGUCUCCGUGGUGGAUGUCGCCGGAGUGCCUGCGCGGCCGCUGGUACGACCACCGCUCGGACAUCUUCUCCUACGGCAUCAUACUCUGCCAGAUCAUUGCCAGGGUGGACGCGGACCCGGAUGUGUUGCCGCGCACAGACAACUUCGGUCUCAACUAUGUCGCCUUCGUGGAGCUCUGCGACGAGACCACUGUGCCCGACCUGCUGCGUCUCGCCUUCAACUGCUGCAUUUACGACGCCAAGGCGAGGCCGCUAUUUCCAGAGAUAGUGAGCAAACUCGCUGAGAUCAAGGAGGGGUUGGACGACUCCACGUGGGCAGGAGGCGCCGCCAACAACACCUUCGACAGCGAUGAGGCGGAGUCGUCGGGACCGCGGUCGUGUCCCGGGCUGUGGGCGUGGCGCCGCCCCGCCCGACAUCGCUCCGAGGGCAGCCCCCACCACAGAGAUCGUGUGGCGCACCGCGGCUCGCUGUCGGAGCUGGAGUGGGCGGGGGGCGUGUCGGUGGGCGCGGGGGGCUGUGCGGGGGGCGCGGCGCACCGGUCAGCGGGUGCGCUGGCGCUGCCCGCCGCCCCGCCCCGCCUGGCGCGGCUGCAGCGCCUCGCGCACGUGAUGGUGCUGCGCGACGAGCACGCCGCCCCCCGCGCCCCCCGCCGCGCGCUGCACGCCUUCCGCGGCGUGCACAAGAUACUCGAGGCGGCGCCGCGGUGCUCGUCCGGGUCCCCCCCGCCGGGCUGCACGGGGUGCGGCGGCGCGGCGGGCGCGGCCUGCUCGGCGGAGGAGGAGCCUCGCGCCUCCUCCCUGCCCCCCUCCCCGGGGGUGACGCGUCGCCGCCUCGACGACACGCCCAAGCUGCAGUACAAGGGCGACUCGAGCGCGGAGCUGCGGCGGCGCGGCUCGUGCGAGAGCGGCAUCUUCUCGGUGGCGAACGAGGAGCUGUGCCAGCAUCCCAGUCUGUACGGCGCCAUGUGUCCCUGCUCGCUGAACGGCUGCCACCGCUGCUGGUGGAGACGCGAGCCCGCGCAAGCGGCACACGCGUCCUCCGGCGAGCGCGAGGCGCGACUGCGGAUCUGCGCCUCGUGUCUCAUAGUGUACGACUGGCUGCUGGCGCGGGGACGUCGCGCCGCAGACGAGCCGACGCCGGUGCGAGACCGCGACCGCUCGCCGCCGUUCCUGUGCGGGCCGACGGAGGCGAGCGAGUCGGGGGACUACCACGUGCUGUCGGAGUGCUGCUGCUCGGGGGCGGGGGCGGGGGCGGGGGCGGGGGCGCGGGGCGGGGGCAAGCGCGCCUCCAGCGUGUACACGGACAGCUCGGAGGACGUGGCGUCGCUGGGCUCGGACAGCCUGUACGACGAGCGAGCGCCGCGGGGGGCGCGCUCGGCGCAGAUCUCGCGCAUCGUGGAGUACUUCGAGCGCAAGGGGGCGGAGUUCGAGUGCGAGGGCUCGCGGUACAGGCUGCGGGCAGACCACCAGUACGUGGUGGACGUGAAGCACCGCGCGGUCUGCGAGGGCGCCGUGCGCUCCAAGCUGCCGCUCUUCGACAAGAAGUCCUAGCCCUCCUCCUCCUCCUCCGCCUUCUCCUUUCCUGUCUCUGUGAUGCCGCUCUUGUGUCAAAUUUUACUCGUCCGUCACUUCCAUUUGUAGCUUUUACAGAAAACUAUAUAUGUAUAUGGAUGACAAUAGUAUACUUCUGAUCACUACGGCGAUGUAUUACUAAGGCUGGUGCCUUGCACUGGUUUGUGUGCCCUCAAGUAAUGGAAUGUGACAAUAUAUUUGAAGGACAGCACGAGCUCCUCAUGAGGGAGGUGUCUAGUUUGAGUUUGACUGAGUAAAUGUAAGCAUUUCAUUGGUUUAAAGAUGAGAUUAUAUUAAAAUGGUUGUAGGUAAAUAUUGUAUAGGUAGAUAGAUUAGUGUGAACUUUGAGAAAGUGACGGCUGCGGAUUUCUACAUGAAAUAUAUCAUUAGAUCGCAAGUUAUUGUCAAUUUAAUACGGACUUUGCGAUAAUCAAAAUAUAAUGUACAUAUAAUUUGUUUCUUUAAUAUUUAUAAUUUAUACAGUAUUAAAUUAGUCCUUGCCAGUUAAGUGUACAUAUUUUUUCCAUAUUUACAAAGUUCCCUGAUAUCAUAAUAAUUCAAUUUCGGUUAUGGCGACAAAUUUUUAUUCAAG
Messenger RNA from Papilio machaon (common yellow swallowtail), 3374 nucleotides. RefSeq lists its product as uncharacterized. Gene Ontology annotation, molecular function: ATP binding; protein serine/threonine kinase activity. Bases 392 to 2761 code for a protein of 789 amino acids. Gene Ontology annotation, cellular component: cytoplasm; nucleus. The record is from RefSeq and is a predicted model, not a curated record. Gene Ontology annotation, biological process: actin cytoskeleton organization; protein phosphorylation. NCBI's taxonomy places the organism in Eukaryota, Metazoa, Arthropoda, Insecta, Lepidoptera, Papilionidae. The transcript has 11 exons.